Lepidothrix coronata (blue-crowned manakin) is the source of this 2476-nucleotide messenger RNA. RefSeq names its product kelch like family member 3 (gene KLHL3). The record is from RefSeq and is a predicted model, not a curated record. NCBI's taxonomy places the organism in Eukaryota, Metazoa, Chordata, Aves, Passeriformes, Pipridae. Gene Ontology annotation, molecular function: protein binding. The transcript is spliced from 15 exons. The coding region runs from base 91 to 1857 and encodes 588 amino acids. Gene Ontology annotation, biological process: monoatomic ion homeostasis; protein K48-linked ubiquitination; renal sodium ion absorption. Gene Ontology annotation, cellular component: cytosol.
CUCCUGUGGAAGCUGCAAUUGCAUCUGUUCAACCAUCACUGCUGAUACAUUUUAAAAGAUGUAUGAAACUUAGGCUGAGGACAUGGCUUGAUGAGAAACAGAAGAGCAAGCAUUAAGCAGAGCCCCCGUUCCUCCGAGGCAGCUGAAGAUGAAAAGGAGCAGCGCACAGUGACAGUCAAUCCCUCUCACAUGAGAAAGGCUUUCAAGGUCAUGAAUGAAUUACGAAGCAAGAGGCUCCUCUGUGAUGUGGUGAUUGUGGCUGAGACCAUGGAAAUGGAAGCCCACCGCGUGGUCCUGGCAGCCUGCAGCCCCUAUUUCUGUGCCAUGUUUACAGGAGACAUGUCUGAAAGCAAGGCCAAGAAGAUUGAGAUAAAAGAUGUCGAUGGCCAGACCCUGAGGAAGCUGAUUGAUUACAUCUACACCGCUGAGAUUGAGGUCACGGAGGAGAAUGUGCAGGUUUUGUUGCCAGCUGCUAGUUUAUUGCAGCUGAUGGAUGUUAGGAAAAACUGCUGUGACUUCCUUCAAUCCCAGCUGCAUCCCACGAACUGCCUCGGCAUCCGAGCCUUUGCCGACGUGCACGCCUGCUCCGAGCUGCUGCAGCAGGCCAACGCCUAUGCAGAGCAGCACUUCCCUGAGGUGAUGCUAGGAGAAGAAUUUCUUAGCCUUAGUCUGGACCAGGUUUGCAGUUUAAUAUCAAGUGACAAGCUCACAGUCUCCUCUGAAGAAAAGGUGUUUGAAGCAGUUAUCUCUUGGAUAAACUAUGAGAAGGAAUCUCGCUUGGAGCACAUGGCUAAACUGAUGGAGCAUGUUCGCCUGCCCCUUUUGCCCAGAGAUUACCUGGUACAGACAGUCGAAGAAGAAGCUUUAAUCAAGAAUAACAACACCUGUAAAGACUUCCUUAUCGAGGCCAUGAAAUAUCAUUUGCUUCCUCUGGAUCAAAGGCAACUGAUAAAGAACCCCAGAACAAAGCCCAGGACUCCUGUUAGCUUGCCAAAGGUGAUGAUCGUGGUGGGUGGGCAGGCCCCCAAAGCCAUUCGCAGUGUGGAGUGCUAUGAUUUUGAGGAGGAGCGCUGGGAUCAGGUUGCUGAGCUUCCCUCACGGAGAUGCAGAGCAGGGGUGGUGUUCAUGGCUGGCAACGUUUAUGCCGUCGGGGGCUUUAACGGGUCGCUGCGGGUGCGGACGGUGGACGUGUACGACGGCGUGAAGGACCAGUGGACAUCCAUAGCCAGCAUGCAGGAGAGACGGAGCACUCUGGGGGCAGCCGUGCUCAAUGACCUCCUGUACGCAGUGGGAGGCUUUGAUGGCAGCACUGGUCUGGCAUCAGUUGAGGCCUAUAGCUAUAAAACCAAUGAGUGGUUUUUUGUGGCUCCCAUGAACACAAGAAGAAGCAGUGUUGGAGUUGGAGUUGUGGAGGGGAAGCUCUACGCCGUGGGGGGCUACGAUGGAGCGUCCCGUCAGUGCCUUAGUACUGUGGAGCAGUACAACCCCGCCACCAACGAAUGGACCUACGUUGCUGACAUGAGCACUCGGCGCAGCGGGGCAGGUGUGGGUGUUCUCAGCGGGCUCCUCUAUGCCACCGGCGGCCACGACGGCCCCCUGGUCAGGAAGAGUGUGGAAGUCUAUGACCCAGGGACAAACACCUGGAAGCAAGUAGCAGACAUGAACAUGUGCAGAAGAAAUGCAGGUGUGUGUGCGGUGAAUGGUCUCCUCUACGUGGUGGGAGGUGACGACGGUUCCUGCAACUUGGCCUCGGUGGAAUAUUACAACCCCAGCACGGACAAGUGGACGUUGCUGCCAACCAGCAUGAGCACAGGGAGGAGUUAUGCAGGUGUGGCUGUGAUUCACAAGCCCUUGUGACACACAAUGAAGCCAAUGUGAGGAGCAGAAGUGAAGUGGAUCCAGCUAGGUGGUGUUGGGAAGAUGACUGACCUCUGACUUGACCCAUCUCAUUGCUGUUAACGUCUUAGCAUGACAAGUGAUAUGUUCCAAGCAUCAUCCACUCUGUGGUGGAUUGCAUAGCCAAGUGAAAAGCCCUCUGGGGACAUGUUCCAUGCUAGACACGAGGUGUUGCUUGUUUUCUGUGGUGCAAUCAACUGUUCUUCUCAAUGGCGUGUCCUGAGAUAAACGCUGUGCUUGGACUGCAGGCACGGAAUUACCUGUGUGAAACAAAACUGCUACGUUUGGGCAUGUGAGUAAAAAUGAACAUUCCUGGAUUUCUUCACUACUGAUGCUCCGUGCACAUUGUUGGUUGAACUACUUACUCACUGUGCCUGGAGGGUGGACUUCACUACUGGCAGUGGAAAUCUCUGAGUUCCAACUGAGAAAAACAGUCAGCAGAAAUGGACUGGAACAGGGUGCUCUGGCUCGAGUGUGACACUGUCUCAGUCAUACGUUUGUACAUGCCACUGGACUGCUGUAUGUACCCCUGAAAUGCUUGUCCUACGGUGGAAAUAAAUACCAUGUGAUUUUUCUACUU